GAGCAGAUGUAAAGACAUCAGUGGGAGGAAGGGAGGGAGAGAGACAGAUAGAUCAGGGCUGUUCUGAGGUCCUAUUCCGGGCGACUACGACUUACUUUUUUAUAUUUUGAAGGCAACGCUACUGCAUAUGAAGAUUAAUGAAUUAAGGACAAUGGUUGCUAUGUGAACCGGGCCGGACAGCAAUACAAUCAACACAAUGCCAACGGACAUGGCAUAGGCUACCCGAUGAAAACCCCUAAACAAUAGCAUCCUGUGUGCAUUUUCUGUUUGUUUGUUGUUGAUGAUGCCAUUUGAUGGAGACAGCCUACGUAUGCACGAGAAAGCAGCCUACGUAAGACUUUUUAAACAUGAAUAAAAAAAAUAAAGCGACACAAACGGAAAACGGUUCAUCGAUAAAGCCUACACAUGGACCUCAGCGGGAUCAGGAGAUGCGGAUGCUUAUCCCAACCUGGCAGACAUCGAGCUUUGCAAUAUGAGUUUCAGUUCUUAAGGGUGGCAGUUUUCUGGUGGUCCGUGAUCUAGGAAACAGGGAUGACAGUUGAGCCCUUAUCUUUUGAGUGUGGUCGUCUUAUGAUAUCAUCGCUAAAUAUAUCUGGGUAAUAGGCUACAACAUGGAGAACGGGAAUUGACAAAAGAUCCUGUCAUCGUGCAUUUUAAACAUAGGCUACUGAAGUUGUAAACUCCUUCAGAUGUAAGGACUGGACAUCACUAAAACAUACGUAUUAUAAUGUAUAGCGUCUAUCAUAUGUAAAAUAUGCUAUUGUGUUAUAAUUUUAAAGAUUUAACAAGAUUGUAAGACAAGUAUUAGUUUGUCUUUGUAGGAUAAUAUUUUUGCAAUUAAAGUAUCAUCUCAGUUUGCAUGAAACACCUGCUUCCCUCCAGAUUUAAGUAACCAAAAUUCAAACGGAUGAGGCCAAUCCCGAAGAUGGUUGCACUUUGGUUGCGUUUAAAGAUAGGCUAUCCGGGGACUCCGAAGUCAAAUAGGAUAAUAGUCUUGUAAUUUCCACUGUCUGAGUUCUGACAACACCUUUGUGCUCAAGAGGCAAGUUUUCAUAACCGAAAGAACGGGCGGAAGAAAAGUUUGACACCUUGACGAGCACAUCAAGCGCUAAUGCCAGUGGAUGAUCAACCUAGUGGUCGUUUAAUGAGCAUCGCUACGGUGUCACCACCAGAACGGAUUUGCCAAGAUUAUCCGGACUGCUAUUUCACUAGUACAACUGCCAUACAGUUUUCUGGACCGCGAUAUUCUCUGCUGAUUCCAACAUCGAACUGUGACGGACACGUGAGGAAACACUCAGAGGCAUAAUAUGACUGCAACAUUUGCAAGGGUGAAACUUACGGACACUUGGUGAAAUACGGUGUGGCUACACAUCAAGCGUCAAGUAUGGCUGAAGGGUGGAGCGAAGGACAAUUCAGAAACACUCGAGCUGCCAUAACUGUACAGCGGCCACUCUCCACUGUCUCCAGCGGCUGAGCUCGUGCUUCCGCGAGGAUGCUGCGCUUCCCAGUGAAGAAGAUUCGCAAGCAGUUCAAGCUACUGCUGUUACUAGUUCUGCUGACUUUCGCCAUCUGGUUCACGUAUCUGCACAUCAACCAAGGCAAAGCGAUCAAGCUGCACUUCAACUACGGGAAAGAUGGAGAGAAGCAGACAGAGGGGACGGAGACGAGUCGCAGGAGACAGUCCCGCUCCUCCUCCAGUCACCGUGGGAACGACGAUGUGAGUGACAGCCACGAAGACGAGCCUGCGGAGGAUGGACCGUAUGCGUGGGAGGAGGGGAGAAGGGACUUGUCAGAGAUCCGGAAGUUCCUUGGACAGAAACAGAACAAAUUGCCAUGGAAACCAGAGUACAAAGGACAGGCAAACCUCCAUGUGUUUGAAGACUGGUGCGGCUCCUCCGUAGCUCAGCUCAGAAAAAACAUUCACUUUCCCCUGUAUCCUCACAGCAGAACCACAGUGAAGAAACUGGCAGUGGCUCCAAAAUGGAAAAACUACGGCCUGAGAAUUUUUGGCUUCAUCCACCCUUACAGAGAUGGAGAUUUCCAGUUUGCUGUGGCCUCUGAUGACAACUCUGAGUUCUGGCUGAGCCCGGAUGAGAGCCCGCUCAACGCCCGGCUGCUGGUGUACGUGGGACGCCGAGGGUCGGAGUGGACGGCUCCAGGAGAGUUCAGCAAGUUCAGGUCCCAGAGCUCCAAGUCCAUCCACCUCAUAUCUUCCAGACGGUACUAUUUUGAGGUUCUGCAUAAGCAAGAUGACAAGGGCUCAGAUCAUGUGGAGGUUGGGUGGCGCCCUUUUCUGCCUGGCCUGAAGUAUGAGGUCAUCGACUCUGCGUACAUCUCCCUGUACACAGACGAGUCCAGCCUGAAGAUGAACAGCGUGGAUCACAUCCCGCAGACGCUGGCCAGCCACAGCCUCCCCCCCCGCCGGGCCCCGGGCGCCAGCCAGCACGGAGCCGACAUGCUGAAACAGGACCCCCGAGACACCUUCUACAGCCGGGCGCCGAUGAUAGACCCGUCCCACCUGGAGAGCGUGCUUCCCCCCUGCCUCUACGCGCCCACGUAUGUGGUGAAGGACUUCCCCAUCGCCCGCUACCAGGGCCUGCAGUUUGUGUACCUGUCAUUCGUCUAUCCCAAUGACUUCACCCGACUUACCCAUAUGGAGAAAGAGAACAAGUGCUUCUACAGAGAGUCACCGAUUUACCUUGAGAAGUUUGGCUUCUACAAAUACAUGAAGAUGGAUGAGGAAGAGGACGACCAGCCCAUGUUCUUCCCCAACCCAGAUGAUUUUUUGGAGGAAGAGGAAGGGGAGGACCCGGAGGACGAGGCGAUAGUGGUGGACUCUCAGCCGGCCAGGAGGAAGGCCAAUGCCAGUCAGCCCAGCCGUGCUCCGCGGCCAUCCCAGAGGCCCACGCCCCGGACCCCGGGCAACAGGGAGGGUGGGGAAGAGGGGGAGGAGGGGGAGGAGGGAGACGUGCUGGGCUUCAAGUCGAGAGAGCGGCGGGAGGGGGGGUGGCGCGAGGGGAGCACCAGGGACCCCCCGGAGCCCCGGGCCGGCGCUCUGGGCGAGCAGCGGCAGGAAGCGGAGACGCUGGGGUUCCGCCGUCCCGGCACCCCUUUCACCCGCUCCCUGACCUGGGUCCGCACCGCUCCCGCGCAGCCGAGCAGGAGAGGGGCCGCGGAGACGCCCCCCAAACUCAGCAAGUCUGCCCUGCUGUUCCCCCGGAAGAGCUCGCUCUCAGCCCUCACCAGCCGGGCCAAGCAGAUCCUCAGCAACUCCGCCCACAAGGGCCAGGGCCCCGGGGCCGCCCCCGCCAAACCCCGCCCCAAUCAGGAGAAGGGGAAGGAGGAGAAUAAGGUCUACAUCACGCGGCCCCGCCUCUCCGCAGGCAGGAGGGGUACCACCCCCCGACAGCCCAGGGAGGUGUUCCCGGGGGUCUUUCUGUACCAGAACGGCAAGACCACCAAACUGGUGAACUUGGGGACCAAGAGGCGGGGGGGCAGGGGGCUGGGGGCCGCCCGGCAGCUGUGGCCCAAAUCCCCCCUCGGGUUCAGCAAGGCCUCCCACCGAGGGGCUGGGGCGGGGCUGGACGCCGAGCUGGGGCGACACCCUCACAGGAGGAGGGAGGAGCCUCAGAGGGGGAGGCGGGAGAGCCCGGGCCUCCCCAGCAGGAGGGGCGCGGUCACGUCGACGCCCAACCGCGGGGACCCCCCUCUGUCCACCCCGCCGGCUCCACCCGCCGACCCGGGGCUCACCCCACCCACGGAAACCCGGGUCACCUCCUACAUGAGGACCUCCGAGGUCACAAACUCCCUGGGGCAGGAGGAGGCGGGGCCAGAGGAGGAGGAGGGCGGGGUCUCGGACUACAGCUAUGAGGAGGCGGAGCCCCGGCCCGGGUGGGCGGAGGACGCCAUUAACUGGCAGCGCACGUUCAGCGUGAACAGCAUGGACUUCGAGCUGCUGCGCUCCGACUGGAACGACCUGCGCUGCAACGUGUCGGGGAACCUGCAGCUGGCCGAGAGCGAGGUGGUGGACCUGCUCGCCCAGUACAUGGAGAAGCUCAACGAGCGCAGCGGCGGUAUCUACACGCUGCUGCGCAUCAUUAAUGUGGAGAAGCGGAGGGACUCUGUGCGGGGGAGCCGGUACCUGGUGGAGCUGGAGCUGAUGGAGCGGGGGAAGCGGGUGGUGCACCUCUCCGAGUACGUCUACCUGCUGCUGCAGCACGGGAGGGGGGAGGACAGCCUGGAGGACGGCGCCGCGUCGGCCCCACCCUCCGCCUCCUCCUCCUCCUCCGCCGCCUCUGCCCUCCACGCCAGCCUGGGACCCCCCGCCGCCGCCGCUCCCCAUCCCACCAGCCCCGGCGCCCUGCCCCUCGCCACCGCGCCCGGGAGCACGGCCUACGUCAAGCCCCUGCUGUGCCAGCCCACCGCGCUGCGCUGGAGACGCGACGUCAUGGUGCAUUUUGUGGUGCCAGUGAAGAACCAGGCCCGGUGGGUUCAGCAGUUCAUCUCGGACAUGGAGCUCCUUCACCUCGAGACCAAGGACGAGAACUUCAGCAUCAUCAUCGUGGACUUUGAGAGUGAGGACAUGGACGUGGAGCAGGCCCUCCGGGACAGCCAGGUGCCCAGGUACGAGUACCUGAGACGUGAGGGUAAUUUUGAGCGCUCGGCCGGACUGCAGAUGGGCGUGGACACCAUCGAGGACGGCCGCAGCAUCGUGUUCCUGUGUGACCUGCACAUCCAUUUCCCCCUCAACAUCCUGGAGAGCAUCAGGAAGCACUGUGUGGAGGGCCGGCUCGCCUUCGCCCCCAUCGUCAUGAGACUGAGCUGCGGCAGCUCUCCAAAAGAGCCCGACGGGUACUGGGAGGUAAACGGAUUCGGCUUGUUUGGCAUUUACAAGUCAGAUUUCGACACGGUUGGGGGGAUGAACACAGAAGAGUUCAAAGACCGCUGGGGCGGAGAGGACUGGGAACUGCUGGACAGAGUCCUUCAGCAUGGUCUGGAGGUGGAGCGCCUCAGAUUGCGGAACUUCUUCCACUACUACCACUCCAAGCGUGGCAUGUGGAACACGGCGAUGAAAAGGAGCCCCAGGGGAUAACUCUGCCCCCUCCACACACCCCCCCUCCUGGAGGAACUCCAGCCCCGAGGCUGACUCAGUGCAGGGCAGGCAUCCUGCAAGGACAGCUCAGUCUGUUCCAAGGACCCCUUGUUGGGACACAGUGGCUUACUCUGACUGCUGAGAGUACUUUCAGCCACCGUCCUUCCCAUAAAUAACUCGGAGGAGAAACACUUCUCGUUUUAGGAGGAAGGGCAUUUACUGCUUCCCAUUCGGCUGGAAGGGAAUGUAAAGCUGGACUCACAUUCUUAAUUUCUGUUUUUCCAAAAGAGUAAUCUGUUUUCUACAAAAAAAAACUUUAAACAAAAUAAGUUAUCAAAGAGGUUCAGGCCAUGGAAAAAGUAAUUAUGCUAUUGUUUCUGAUGCUGUGUUUGGAGUGUAGAAAGCAGGGGCCUGUGUCUCUUUAUUCUAUAACCUGGGUUGGUGUUCUGGUAGACAGAACUUUAAAUAUUUUACAUCGCAUUAACCAUGAACUGCUCAGAUGUAGGUGUACAGACAGGAGUAUAGAUAAAUGGAUUUUUAUGGGUGAACACUGACUUAGUCACUGGUGCUUUGUUAUUGCAGACUGUGGAGAUUCUAGUCUGUGUUUGGGAUAUAGCAUUUAACUUACAUACCUUUGCAUCUUUCCCUCUCUCUCUCUGUUGAGGAUUUGGCGUACGUUUUCCCCAAAUACAAUACAAGCAGACUGAGAGAAUUCCCAGGCUCUUUGGCUGUCUUCUGAGAUCCAUAGCUUGCUGUGUGCCACAUUUUUUGAUUCAGCUACAAGUGAAGCUGUUUGCUCCCAGACCUCCUUCGAAAGUGCAGUGUGCCUGACUGACAGACAGGAAGUGUUGCAGUGCACCGGGUGGCCAGACAGUACAGUACGUGCUGUUGUGUCCCCAUGGCCAACAGACAAGAAGUAACGCAGAACAACUGACAAGCCGGGAGUUAGAGGAGCUUCACAAACUGUCUGACUGUUGAUUUCUGUCAGAGGAAGGUGAAGUUGUGAGGAGCAUCUCUUUAAAAAUGUAAUAAUAAUAAUAAUAAUAAUAAUAAUAAUGUUUUAUUUGUAGCUGCCUUUCCAGAGCCCAAGGUUUCUGAACAAGGUUAAAUAAAACAAGGACAGUGAUAAGGACAGUAUGUAACGAAGGCGAAACAAGAUGGAUACAUGAAUACAUGAGUACAAUAAUGAAGUCAGUAUGCACAGGAACCAAAAGCAGACUAUAUACAUGCAAACACAGACGCAGUAAUUAAUAAUUAAAUCAUUGCUAUCCUUAUUUAACAGAGGUACAGCUCCUGCGGUUUACAAAUAAGGAGUCAGGGUUUGUGUGUGGGACACCGUGGUGUUGCUGGUGGCUUCUGAAUGCCCUGUUAAUGUUGGUUGUGCCGUCAUUAGAUUUACCUGAUGAUUUGGUGUUGAAAAGUAUUGUUCAUGUUUCUCAGUGUAAUAUAGAUUGAAGCAAAUUAUUACAUUUGAGUAUAUAUAUAUAUAUGCACAAAUACAAUUUAUAUACAGUAUCUAUCAAUAUUAUUGAGUAAGAUUGAAGAUUGUCAAAACCUCAUUGCCCAGAAAGUGUACACAUUCUUUAUCUACAGCUAGGGGUUUGCCUUGUUACAAAAUGCUAAACAUGAAUAAAGACAAAAGACAGGGAACCUGUACGUUUUAAAGAUAAUUUCUGUGAAAUUGUUUUGUAGAAAGUUUAACGAAUGUAAUGUAUUUUGGUUUAUGAUUUUACUUUUCUUUUUUUAGAAAUAAAAUUUUAAGCUAAAGUCUG
Anguilla anguilla (European eel) is the source of this 6864-nucleotide messenger RNA. RefSeq names its product N-acetyl-beta-glucosaminyl-glycoprotein 4-beta-N-acetylgalactosaminyltransferase 1-like. The transcript has 21 exons. The coding region runs from base 1493 to 5092 and encodes 1199 amino acids. The record is from RefSeq and is a predicted model, not a curated record. Lineage: Eukaryota; Metazoa; Chordata; Actinopteri; Anguilliformes; Anguillidae. Gene Ontology annotation, molecular function: acetylgalactosaminyltransferase activity. Gene Ontology annotation, cellular component: Golgi cisterna membrane.